CCAGCGGAGCUCCGAGCAGGGCGACAAGCCGCGGCUUCGUGACACUUCCACGCGUGUCCCAGCAAAGAAAAAAAAGAAACGCUUUAAAAACACCCGUGGCCAUGGUACCGCAGCGCCAGGAUUCAGACGCGCUGCUGUGCGUGUUCGCCGGGCUGGGAGCCCUCGCGUUUGCGUUGUGCGCCGUGAGGUACUCCUGGGCAGUUUUGCGUGGAGUGCGGGUUUAUGUUCUCUCAGAAAUCUGGAAAGUGGACGUUUCAACUUUCGGGAAAUGGGCAGUUGUGACGGGCGCCACGUCUGGCAUUGGAAAGGCGUACGCUCACGAGCUCGCCAGGAGGGGUCUGGAUGUCGUGCUGAUCAGCAGAUCACUGGAGAGACUGAAGCAGGUGGCCUCUGAGAUAGAGCUCCAGCACAGCCGCAGUACCAGAGUGAUUCAAGCCGACUUCACAGACGGGCUCGGAAUCUACCAGCACAUUGAGGAGGGGCUGGCGGGGCUGGAGAUUGGCAUCCUGGUGAAUAAUGUGGGAAUGAAUUACGCUGACACGCUGGUCUUCUUACUGGACGUCCCGAACCCAGGGCAGAGAAUCUCUGAUGUUCUCAACUGCAAUGUGGUCUCGAUGACCCAGAUGACAAGGAUUGUAUUGCCACAAAUGAUCCAAAGGAAGAAAGGCUUGAUUAUAAACAUCUCCUCUGAAGCUGGAUCCCAUCCACAUCCAAUGCUGACCCUGUACUCUGCAACCAAGGUCUUCGUUAAUUACUUCUCUCGCUGCCUGAAUUCUGAGUACAGAGGCGAGGGAAUCACCGUGCAGUGUGUGGCCCCUUUACUGGUCUCAACCAACAUGACGUCAAACAUGGGAACGAACGCGCUGGUGAAGAGAGCAGACGACUUCGCCAGAGAGGCUCUGAACACUGUGGGGCUCAGCAGCUUCACCUCUGGCUGUCUGUCACACGCACUGCAGCACGCUGUCAUUGAUCACCUCAUCCCUGGGUGGCUGCGUCUGUCCGCUGUUAAUAUUAGUCAGACAGCAACAAGAAAGAAGAUUGAAGCCAUGUUCACCGCUGGACCAGGAAAUCACAAGCCAUGAUCCACAGAACCUGUAGAAACAGCAGGAUCCUAGGAUAAAGGGAGAGGGGAGUGGGGGUACAUUUUACUGACAGACUGGAUUAGUUUAUCUUGAAACUUUUGUAUGGUUAAAAAAAUAAAUAAAUAAAAAAUAAAUGCCGCAGUUUUAGCUGGAAAUGAAGUUAUUAAAAAGAAAACAAACCAAAAAAAA
Polyodon spathula (Mississippi paddlefish) is the source of this 1271-nucleotide messenger RNA. RefSeq names its product hydroxysteroid (20-beta) dehydrogenase 2 (gene hsd20b2). The transcript is spliced from 11 exons. The coding region runs from base 102 to 1082 and encodes 326 amino acids. NCBI's taxonomy places the organism in Eukaryota, Metazoa, Chordata, Actinopteri, Acipenseriformes, Polyodontidae. Gene Ontology annotation, cellular component: endoplasmic reticulum. Gene Ontology annotation, molecular function: oxidoreductase activity. The record is from RefSeq and is a predicted model, not a curated record.